Molecule: messenger RNA, 1952 nt
Organism: Tuber aestivum (summer truffle)
Lineage: Eukaryota; Fungi; Ascomycota; Pezizomycetes; Pezizales; Tuberaceae
Source: the annotation of a GenBank genome assembly
AUAUGGAAACUGAGGGUGGCGUGACUCGAAAACCGGACAAGAACUAGACUAUCAGCUUCGGUGCUCCCUCGUCACAAUCUUUCCCCUCUUCAAAAUUUUCGUACCCGUACGGUAGAAGGGCGAACAAACGGCCAAACGAAUUCACAAUCGAGAAAUCAUGACAGAAGAAACAGUACAGCAGAAUCCUCUCCUUCAUGGACUGGUCGAUAUCGGGAGGUAGGUUCUUACUGCUCCACCCACUAGCUGCUAACCAGAAGGAGAAGUUUGAUGGGGGGGUGUGUUUGUUUGCUAAAAACUCGCAUCUAGCAACGGCGUCCGUUUCUCCAUCUCGAACCUUGACCCCGCGACGGCCCGUAUACUACCCACCAUUUUCCAAGACCGCGCUGCCAUCUCGCUAUACGAUGCGCAGUUCAGUGGGACGACAAAAUCCCCCAUCUCCAAUAAGGUCAUCGGCCAGAUCCUAACCUCCAUGCAACGCUUCAAAUCCAUCUGCCAUGAUUUUGGCGUGCCGGAUCAGAAUGUCCGCGUGGUUGCCACCGAGGCCACAAGGGAAGCUCAGAACUCUACCGAGUUUCGCGACAGGAUUACCGAAGCCUCGGGUUGGGAUGUGGAGCUUCUUUCCAAGAGCGAGGAAGCGAGAAUCGGAGCUGAGGGCGUUGCGAGCUCUAUCGGUAGUGUGACGGGCCUCGUCAUGGACCUUGGUGGUGGGAGUACACAGCUUAGUUGGAUGAGGAGCGAGAAGGGGGUUUGCAAGAUGGCGGGGAAGCCAGUCAGUAUGCCAUAUGGCGCUGCGGCACUGACGAAGAGAAUCGAAACAGCGAUAGAUGCGGCGGCUAUAGGAAUGUUGAGGGAUGAAAUGAAGGGGAGGAUUGCCGACGCCUUUAUCUCGCUGCAAAUACCAAAGGAUUUGCAGCUUGAUGCUGAGGCCGAGGGUGGAUUUACCAUGUAUCUGUCCGGCGGUGGAUUCAGAGGGUUUGGAUACUUGCUCUUGGAUCAGCAUGAUAUCAAACCUUACCCCGUGCCUAUAAUCAAUGGGUUCAAAGCACCAGGGAGUGCGUUCUCGAGCCUGGCGGACCUGCACUUGGACCCCGAAUUGAGUGAUCGCUUGGACGAAAAGUUCCGGAUUUCUGGCCGCAGAGCGAGGCAAAUUCCCGCUGUAGCGUUCCUGAUCAAUACACUGAUCGAGACGCUCCCCAAAAUCAAAACUGUAAUUUUCUGUCAAGGUACCACCCUCUCCCUUCCCUCUACCGUCACUCCUCUUACAAACAAAUCCAGGCGGCGUCCGAGAAGGUGCCAUCUUUGAAAAGCUCCCCCAGGAGAUCCGGGCUCAGGACCCACUCCACGUGGCAACACUCCCCUUCGCUCCUAGAUCCGCCGAGCUCGUCGGUCCCCUCCUAAACUACGCCCUUCCACGCUCGGCCCCCUUCAUCAUCCGUUUCGAGACGGCGCCCGCCCUCUCAAAUAUGUUAAUCUACCACUCCAACGUGCCCAAAGAAUCUCGCGCCUCCUGCGGCCUGCACAGCACCACAACUGGAAUCCUCGCCAGCGCCCAUGGCCUGACCCACGAGACCCGUGCCCUCCUAGCACUCUCCCUGUGCGAACGCUGGGGCGGAGAAGUCUCCGAUUCGAAUCUCAAGACUCGCCUGCAAGACCUUGUCGGCCCGGAGUUGUCUUACUGGGCACGCUACCUGGGCGCUAUAGCUCGCGUCGUGGGAAGCGUGUACCCGACCGGGAUCAUUCGAGAGGAAAAACUUCGCUUCUUUGCUACGGACGAGAUGGCCAACACGGGGGCUAUCAUACUCAAGGUUGCAAUUAGGGAGGAUGAUCCGACUACCAGCGCUACUAUGGUCAUGGAUAGUAUAAAGGACCUUGCAAAGGUUGGGAAAAAGAAGAGGAAUAGGGAAGGGUUCAGGAGGAAGGUGGCGAUGAAUUUGGUGAGGGAUCUGGAGUAA